Talaromyces rugulosus is the source of this 333-nucleotide messenger RNA. RefSeq lists its product as uncharacterized. Gene Ontology annotation, molecular function: deaminase activity. The transcript has a single exon. Gene Ontology annotation, cellular component: cytosol. The annotation marks the transcript as partial. Lineage: Eukaryota; Fungi; Ascomycota; Eurotiomycetes; Eurotiales; Trichocomaceae. The record is from RefSeq and is a predicted model, not a curated record.
AUUCAUCCAGAAAUUCAAUAUAAAAAAACAACGGAAAUUAGCAGGUUGUCCCAUCUCGGGACCCUUUACGACGGAAUUGAGACACAAAUCGACCAAGCAUUUAAAAACGUCGAGUUGGGUUAUAUCACAGCGAGUAGCGCUGGAUGGUCGCAGGUUUAUUUAAUAACGUCUUAUUAUGUCGGGAUAAAUGGUAAAGUAAUGCAGGUGAUGGUCAGGAAUUUCAAAAAAUAUUUGCCAGAUCACGAACCUUUGUGGACCUGCAUUGAGGUUGCUUGCUUAGCGAGGCCUAGCGUGAGAGUGGGAAUUGAGGCCGUGGCACAUAUUCCUAAUUGA